GGAGCCACUUCCGGUUCUCGCGGUCACGUGACCGCCAGCCCACGUGACCUCGCGGCCCCUGCAGCGCGAUGGCGGCGGGGCUGGCGCCCGUCUUGCUGCUCCUCGGGCUCUCUGCGCGUGGGCCCGCGCCAGGAGGCGCCGCGAAGAUGAAGGUGGUGGAGGAGCCCAACACGUUCGGGGUGAACAACCCGUUCUUGCCCCAGGCCAGUCGCCUCCAGGCCAAGAGGGAUCCUUCCCCCGUGUCUGGGCCCGUGCAUCUCUCCCGACUCUCCGGCAAGUGCUUCAGCCUGGUGGAGUCCACGUACAAGUACGAGUUCUGUCCAUUCCACAACGUGACCCAGCACGAGCAGACCUUCCGCUGGAACGCCUACAGCGGGAUCCUUGGCAUCUGGCACGAGUGGGAGAUUGCCAACAACACCUUCACGGGCAUGUGGAUGAGGGACGGCGAUGCCUGCCGGUCCCGGAGCCGGCAGAGCAAGGUAGAGCUGACGUGUGGAAAAAGCAACCGGCUGGCCCAUGUGUCCGAGCCCAGCACCUGUGUGUACGCGCUGACGUUCGAGACGCCCCUCGUCUGCCACCCCCACUCCUUGCUAGUGUACCCAGCCCUGCCAGAGGCCCUGCAGCGGCGGUGGGACCAGGUGGAACAGGACCUGGCCGACGAGCUGAUCACCCCCCAGGGCCAUCAGAAGUUGCUGCAGACACUCUUUGAGGAUGCCGGCUACUUGAGAAGCCCAGAAGAUGAACCCCCAGAGCUGGAGGGAGGUCCUGAUGGCUUGGGGUUUGAGACCCUGGAAAACUGCAGAAAGGCUCAUAAAGAACUGUCAGAGGAGCUGAAAAGGCUGAAAGGUCUGCUCACCCAGCACGGCAUUCCCCAUGCAAAGCCCACAGAUUUAUGCCUUCCUGGCCACCUGAGGAGCCUGAACAGAGAGGAAUUCAAUUCGAGUUUCCGCGACCAUAUCACCAAGUGGGAGGGGCAGUGGUUCAGACCCCACUCCCACACUGACUCUCAAGGACUCCAACGAGACGUGCCCAUGCGGUGACAUCUGUCAGUGUGUAUGCAGCUUUAGAUGGUUUCAAAUGCUACUUUAAAACAAAACUGGGCAGGCAGGCAGCGUGGCCCACACCUGUAAUCCCAGCACUCUGGGAGGCCGAGGCGGGCGGAUCAUUUGAGCUCAUCAGGAGUUGGAGACCAGCCUGGCCAACGUGGUGAAACCUGGUCUCUACUAAAAAUACAAAAACUAGCUUGGCAUGGUGGCGGGCACCUGUGCUACUCGGGAGGCUGAGGCAGAAGAAUCACUUGAACCCGGGAGGCGGAGGCUGCUGCAGUGGGCCAAGAUCUCUGGAGCCUGGGCAACAGAGUGAGACUUUGUCUUAAAAAAAUAUAUAAAAAUAUUGUAAAUUUUGUACUUUUUGUAGGCAGGAAUCUCACUGUGUUACCGAGGCUGCUCUUGAAUCCCUGGCCUCAAGUGAUGCACCCGCCUCGGCCUCUCAAAGUGCUGGGAUUACAAGUGUGAGCCACCAUGUUGGCUCAAAGUGUUGAGUUUUGGUUUGGUUUGGUUUUAGAUGUAGUUUUGCUCUUGUUGCCCAGGCUGGAGUGCAAUGACGUGAUCCCAGCUCCCCACAACCUCCGCCUCCUGGGUCCUAGCGAUUCUCCUGCCUCACCCUCCGGAGUGGCUGGGAUUACAGGCAGGCACCGCCAUGCCAGGCUCAUUUUGUAUUUUCAGUGGAGAUGGAGCUUCACCACGUUGGCCAGGCUGGUCUUGAAUUCCUGGCCUAAAGGUGAUCUGCUCACCUCAGCCUUUCAAAGUGCUGGGAUUACAGGUAUGAGCCACCGUGCCUGGCCAAGUGUUGGUUCUUUUAAUAUGUAACAAAUAGCCAGGCGGAUCACAAGGUCAAGACACUGAGACCAGCCUGGCCAACAUGGUGGAACCCCACCUCGACUAAAAAUACAAAAAUUAGCCGGACGUAGUGGUGCACACCUGUAAUCCCAGCUACUCGGGAGGCUGAGGCAGGAGAAUCGCUUGAACCCAGGAGGUGGAGACUGUGGCGAGCCAGGGGGAUCAUCCCACUGCACUUCUGCCUAGGCAACAGAGCGAGACUCCAUCUCCAGAAGGACAGGGGGCGGUGGAACACGUGACCAGUCACAUAAGUAACGUUUUUUUAAUGGAAAGAUGCCGUGAGCAUGUGCCAUGCGGUUUCCCUCCGUGGAUCAGGCACACGGCUCAGUGCGGGGCCCCUAACUCAGGAGGGUGUCUGGGUGGGAAUGCUCGUGGGGGGGGCGCCGGCACUCACCUAAGGGGCUGUAGGAUGAGGAUGCGGAGCCCAGUGCCCCCGCCUCUGAGCGCAGGGGUGGUGGCUGCUGGGGGGGCGUCAUGGCCGAGGAGCCCGAGGGCCCCGGCAGGGGCUGGGACAGCGAGCCGAGCGGCGAGGUGGAUGCAGAGGAUGGCGAGUGCACUGUCGGUGCUCGGGGCAGGGAGCCGGGGAUGGCGACAGGCGCAGAGCCAGCCAGCAACCUGGGACCUGGCGGGGGCAGCCCAGUGAGUGAAGGGAGUAAGGCCAGGCCUCUGCCCAAACAUCUGCCCACGGGCUGGGGGCAGCCACAGAAGAUGGACCCUGUAAGGCGCUGGUGGUGGGGACAUGGGGGUGGGGAGGCAGGGGUGAUGGAGGCCAGGCCAGGCCAGCAGCCGCCAUCCAUGGGUGUGGAGCCACAGAGCUCCAGGUAACCACAUCCCUCACAGCUGGGGAAGCCACGGGCUCAAAGGGAUUCUAACCAGAGGUGGGGACACAGGCAAUUCAAUGUGGUCCCCCAAGAGGCCAGACACCCACCAGGCCCUGCCAGCCAACUCAGCCAUUGGCACAGCCCUCCCAGCACUGGUCCAGGGCCCCGAAAUGGUUUCUUUUCUUUUACAGUCAGAAAGAAAAAGAUAAACUUUUAGGCUGAAGGAAGGCAUCUUGUGUAAGAUGUUAGGAUACAUUAAGAUACAUUUGCAUUGGCCGGGCAAGGUGGUUCACAUCUGUGAUCCCAGCACUCUGGGAGACUAAGGCAGGCGGAUCACGAGGUCAAGAGAUGGAGACCAUCCUGGCCAAGACGGUGAAACCCCAUCUCUACUAAAAUACAUAAAUUAGUUGGGUGUGGUGGCGCGGGCCUGGAGUCCCAGCUUCUUGGGAGGCUGAGGCUGGAGAAUCACUUGAACUCGGAAGGCGGAGGCUGCAGUGAGCCGAGAUCGCCCCACUGCACUCCAGCCUGGCGACAGAACAAGACUCAGUCUCAGAAAAAAUAAAUAAAAAUAUAUCGGAGUUGA
Messenger RNA from Callithrix jacchus (white-tufted-ear marmoset), 3302 nucleotides. It is a transcript of the gene GNPTG, whose product is annotated as N-acetylglucosamine-1-phosphate transferase subunit gamma. Gene Ontology annotation, cellular component: Golgi apparatus. NCBI's taxonomy places the organism in Eukaryota, Metazoa, Chordata, Mammalia, Primates, Cebidae. The record is from RefSeq and is a predicted model, not a curated record.